Brassica oleracea var. oleracea is the source of this 537-nucleotide messenger RNA. RefSeq names its product protein indeterminate-domain 6, chloroplastic-like. Bases 73 to 483 code for a protein of 136 amino acids. The transcript is spliced from 2 exons. The record is from RefSeq and is a predicted model, not a curated record. Lineage: Eukaryota; Viridiplantae; Streptophyta; Magnoliopsida; Brassicales; Brassicaceae.
AGCAACAAAGCAAGAGAGAUAAACAAAGCCAUACAAUUUUCUUUCCUUGAGCAAAAAGCAGACCUUGAGAAGAUGUCUUCACCGCGAAGCUCAACUUCAUCACCCUCCCCUCCGUCUUCCCUCCCCAACGGCGUCACCACUGGAGCAAACAACCCUAACCGUGAAGAGCCUACGGUGACGUCGACCCAACAACCCAACUCCGACGCCACCACUGGACCAAACAACCCUAACCGUGAAGAGCCUGCGGUGACGUCGACCCAACAACCCAACUCCGACGCCACCACUGGAGCAAACAACCCUAACCGUGAAGAGCCUGCGGUGACGUCGACUCGACAACCCAACCCCGUUGCUGUUCCGUCGCCCCACCGUUGCCACGACCCAAAUGCUGAAGUGGUAGCGUUACGUCCAAGGACGUUCUUAGCGGCGGGCAUAUGCGAAUUGUGCGGCAAAGAAUUUACACAAGAACAGAUUCGAGACUUUUAACAGGUGAGAACCCCACAAUCCAUAAAGGAGACAAAAUUGAGGAGAAGUGGAAAA